Molecule: messenger RNA, 1658 nt
Organism: Thamnophis sirtalis
Lineage: Eukaryota; Metazoa; Chordata; Lepidosauria; Squamata; Natricidae
Source: RefSeq, a predicted model, not a curated record
UUCAAUGGGGCAUCUUUGGCUGCCACUGAGAAUGUCAUUGUGGUCACCAUCAAUUAUCGAUUGGGAGCCCUAGGCUUUCUUUACUUACCACCAGCUGCUCCGGGGAACCUAGGCUUAUGGGACCAACAGCUGGCCCUGAAGUGGAUAAAAGAGAAUGCAGCUGCCUUUGGGGGAGAUCCUUCUCGGGUGACCAUUUUUGGCCAGAGUGCUGGAGCAGUUUCUGUGAAUUUCCAUCUUCUCGCGCCAAAAAGCCAGAACCUUUUUGCCCAAGCGGUGAUCCAGAGCGGAGCAGCCAAUGGCUUCUAUGCGUGGAGGUCUCCUGAAGAAUCGAAACAAAAAUCACUGGAAUUUGUUCAUCUGCUAGGUUGCUCUGAGGACAAUAAUAUCAGCAUAAUGCAUUGUCUGCAAACAAAAAAUGUUUCUGAAUUUACUCAACAUGAAAUAGCUCUGUUCUUAAAAGGUGGCAUCCUGAAUAUUCCCUUCAGGCCAACCACAGAUAGGGAUUUUUUGCUUGGUAAUCCAGAAAAGCUGAUGGAGGAGGGGCACUUUCAGGUCAAACCUCUCCUCAUAGGUGAGACCUUUGAUGAAAUGGCCCCAUUUGUCCACUUCAUUUUCCCUAACAUCACCAACAAUCUCAUCAAUCAGCAGCAGCUUCUGAAAGGGAUACAACUGUUGGUGCCAAAUGCAACUAAAGAUGUUGUCCAGAGUAUUGCACUGAGAUACAGUGAAGGACAACACGGACCAGCACAGUUCCGCUCCGCUCUGUCCCACUUCUAUACAGAUCGGAUCAUUGCAUGCCCAUUGAGGGAAGCUGCAGGAAAUAUCAGGAAAACGGGGAAUCCUGUAUAUGCCUAUUUAUUCACACAUCGCCCUUCAUGGUCAGUUUGGCCUGAAUGGAUUGGGGCAUCACACAGUGCUGAGAUUCCUUACGUUUUCGGAACUCUUGAAUCAGUGCUGUCUGCCAAUCAAACAUGCACAGAGGCUGAAGCCAGACUGAGCCGUAGGAUGAUGCAUUACUGGGCAGAGUUUGCCAGAACUGGGAAUCCCAAUGGGAUAGCGGCCAGCAAGGAUAAGUGGCCACUCUAUAAUCCCAGAAAGCAGAAUUUCUUCCUUCUUAAUACUAAGCCAUUCCAGGAAAAGGUGAAACACCACUGUGAUUUUUUAAAGAGACUUUUUUCAAAGGCUGAAGAGACACAGAAGUCCAAAGGUGGUUCUGUUUCAUCGGACUAGGAAGAAGACAGGAGAACUAACACCUUUUCUGCAAGAGGGCCGAAUGUCAGCCUCUAUAUUGCUUGCUUGCUAUCGGCUACCAUAGUAAUGGGGGGGAGGGGGUUUCGGUAUUUGGGAGGGGAAUCGUGCUGGAGAAGAUGUCUCGGGGUGAAGAGGGAGUUUUGUUCUCACUAUCUUCUGUGCAUGCUGAAUGUACUUCUAUAGGUCUGAUCAAGGUGAACCGUCUCUGCAUAACAGAUGGAUGAAAUCACCUGUAGAUAUACCCCACAUGACACCCUUGGGGGUUGGAGAUUGGACAUUCAGCUUGGGGUUGUUGAGGGGAGGGGUUUGGGUAAACUUUUGAUAUGUACAAUUUCCUGCUUUUAAGUCUCUUGCUUUACUUUCGUUGCUAUCAGUUCAUAUCCAAUAAAAAUACCUUUUCUCUAAAA